Molecule: messenger RNA, 1720 nt
Organism: Frankliniella occidentalis (western flower thrips)
Lineage: Eukaryota; Metazoa; Arthropoda; Insecta; Thysanoptera; Thripidae
Gene: Vamp7
Product: vesicle-associated membrane protein 7
Exons: 7
Coding region: 172-828 (218 amino acids)
Biological process (GO): exocytosis; vesicle fusion
Cellular component (GO): SNARE complex; membrane
Molecular function (GO): SNAP receptor activity; SNARE binding
Source: RefSeq, a predicted model, not a curated record
ACCUGACGCGUUUCUUUCUACACUUGACUAAUAUCUCCUUCCCUCUCCGUUCUGCGAAUAUCCUUAUUGUUGUUAUGUACCCUUGUCGUAUUGCUUGUCGUUGGUCGGUAUUUUUGUCAAUCGCGCUGUUAAACUUGGACUUUAAUAUUAAGAUCUUGAAAUUCGAGCACCAUGCCUAUUCUGUACAGUGUCAUUGCCCGUGGCACAACAGUACUUGCUAAAUAUGCAGCUUGUGCGGGAAACUUUGCAGAGGUGACAGAGAUAAUCAUGGCGAAGAUCCCUCCUGAAAAUUCCAAGAUGACAUACUCUCACGGAAGUUAUUUGUUCCACUAUAUUUGUGAAAAUCGUAUCAUCUAUAUGUGCAUCACCGAUGAUGAAUUUGAGAGAUCAAGAGCAUUUCUUUACUUAAAUGAAGUGAAGCGUCGCUUUCAAACGGCCUACGGUUCCCGAGCUGACACAGCAAUUGCUUAUUCUAUGAAUAACGAAUUUUCUCAAACCAUGGCCAGUGAAAUGAAACACUUUUCUGAGUCUCGUGAAGUUGACACUAUUUCAAGAGUUCAUGGAGAGUUAGAAGAGGUGAAAAGUAUAAUGGUUAAGAAUAUUGAUAACAUAGCUGGAAGAGGUGAACGUUUAGAGCUUUUGGUGAAGAAAACUGAAGAUUUGAGUCAGAACUCUGUGACCUUUAGAAAGACAAGUCGAAAUCUAGCCAGAGUCAUGUUUUGGAAAAAUGUAAAACUUUAUGUGAUUGUCGGAGUUGUGGCCUUGGUAAUCAUUUAUUUCAUCGUGUCAAUGUCCUGUGGCGGCUUGACUUGGAAAAAUUGUGUUUGAUAAAUUUUAAAACUGCAAUUCCUUUUUCUACUUUUACAAUUUUGUGUGUUGCUCAGUGAAAACUAUCAUUUCCUAUUUGCAUGUCAUCCUUAUAAAAGAAGCAUCAUUUUAUUAACCCUGUAUAGCUACCAUAAAUCCAGAGUAUAUUUACACACCGGUGAUUUGUAGACCUUUCCUUUGAAUGUAUAUAAUGCUAAGAAGAGGAAAAAAUAAUGCUAGUACCAAGCCAUGAAAUAAACUACAAGACUGCUAGAGUUAGCACUAGUGUAUUAUGAAUGUAUUAACAUCCUGAUAGUUUGAAAUAUUUGAGUUAUCUUAUUAUUGAAUUUAUCAUUUAUUAUAUGUGUACUUCUAUGCCUUGCAGAAUGUAAGUACAGUAAGUGAAAAAAAAAGUGAAGAAGUGAAAAUGUGAGUUAUGAUUUAUGAAGAGAAAAUUUGCUUUAGCAAUUUGUUUCACAUAUUAAUCAAUUAUCUAGCAUAAACAUCAUCUAUUAUCGUUAUAUUUUCAGACAUAUCUCAAUCUGCAAUGAUCAAUCAAAAUGACGUCAAUUUACCGUAAAUUCAUCAAAGUACAAUCAAAUUUGGGUGUUUUGAUUGAUUAUUGCAGACAGGGUAUCUCUGUCACUAACUUGUCUCUAAAAUUCUAUGCUUUAUGAAAAGCGUCUUAGAUCCGCCAGACCAUUAUAGACCACACUAGCUGAGUCUCCGUGGUUAGCUGUAAAAAUAUCGAAAACACACACAAAAAAACAAAAAAACAAACACAUCUGUGAUGAAAAGAUCAUGAACUGUGAAGAAGAGAAUCUAGAAAUUGUUUAGAGUUGCUUUUCAUAUUAUUUUAAACUGUUGUAAACCAUUUUAUGAGUCAUUAAAUUUAAAUUAAAAGAAACCAAAA